Molecule: messenger RNA, 231 nt
Organism: Beauveria bassiana ARSEF 2860
Lineage: Eukaryota; Fungi; Ascomycota; Sordariomycetes; Hypocreales; Cordycipitaceae
Exons: 2
Coding region: 1-231 (76 amino acids)
Source: RefSeq, a predicted model, not a curated record
AUGACUGAUCACCACCAGGCCGACUUCGUGAUAAAGCUUGGCGGCGGAAACUCUAAGCGCCCAGACCAGCUGACCACAAUUCCAGGAGGCGACUCGUGGCCUAGCGGUGUCACCCCGUCCCCGUUUCAGCCAGCAACCAACCACGCCAACCUCACGCUGAUGGGCAAAUGGGGCAAAAGAGCCAGCUUUAUGGCCCAAUCGAAUGGCUUCGCCCAAAAGAGGUUGAAGUGA